CAAUCUAUGUUUACCUUUUAGUAACAAAAGAACCUUUUAGCGGGCGGGAAAAACCACGGGUGGUGAUCACGAUGAUAAUUCGUGAGUAGACUAGCGCGGGUCGUGGUCGUGGACGUUCUGCCACUAUGUUCUCUCGUGAAGUCGUGCUCCGGGCGUUACUCCACGGAAGCUGGCGCUGCUACCCAGUUCCGGUUAGGCCGUUUUGUAAGCCCGCUCCUGCUCCACCGAAGCCUCCAACGGUAAAGCGUAUAUGGAAUCAGCUGUUCGGUCGAUAUCUGCUGGUGACAAACACGGUCAGCUCGGGUGUGCUAAUGCUCAUCGGAGAUGUGGCGGCACAGGAAAUUGAACGACGUCGUGAUCACCUACCAUCCACGGACAGCUAUGACCGGCGACGACUGUUUAAUAUGACCUUGGUGGGACUUUCACAAGGACCCUUGCACCACUAUCUGUACAAAUGGGUUGACGCUUUCCUGCCCGGCGCAUCGAUUCGAACAGUAUUCAAGAAGAUUGGUAUCGAUCAGUUCAUCAUCUCUCCCAUCUUUAUCAUAACAUACAUGUACAGUGCCGGCCUGCUAGAGGGGGCCUCCGUCCAAAGCUGUACUACGGAGGUGCGUCAGAAGUACUGGACCAUCUAUGCUGCCGAUUGGCUGGUGUGGCCGCCAACGCAGUUCAUCAAUUUCUACCUGCUCGGUCCCAAGUACCGUGUGCUGUACAUUAACGCCAUUACGAUGCUGUAUAAUGUCUUUCUGUGCUACAUCAAGCAUAACGACGAUUUGCUUUCCUUUCUAAACCAACCGACGCCAGAGGACUCAAAACCGCCCCACGACGCAUCAUAG
This is a messenger RNA of Anopheles darlingi, 836 nucleotides long. RefSeq names its product mpv17-like protein 2. The coding region runs from base 126 to 836 and encodes 236 amino acids. The record is from RefSeq and is a predicted model, not a curated record. The transcript is spliced from 2 exons. NCBI's taxonomy places the organism in Eukaryota, Metazoa, Arthropoda, Insecta, Diptera, Culicidae. Gene Ontology annotation, cellular component: cytoplasm; membrane. Gene Ontology annotation, biological process: mitochondrial ribosome assembly.